Molecule: messenger RNA, 1899 nt
Organism: Synchytrium microbalum
Lineage: Eukaryota; Fungi; Chytridiomycota; Chytridiomycetes; Synchytriales; Synchytriaceae
Exons: 9
Coding region: 1-1899 (632 amino acids)
Source: RefSeq, a predicted model, not a curated record
AUGGACCAACAAGCUUCAUCCGUAAACUUUAGUCUGCCAGGACGAGUCUCGGAAGAUUCGAUAGGCUCCAACUACUCAGACGUGCUCUCCAGUUCUCCCAACGACCGGCCAACAGUGCGUCUGAGUAAACUAAAGAGUGGAAAUCAAGACGGUAGCAAUGGACAAGUACGCUUGUCAAUGGAUAGCCAUGCAGGACGAGACAGUGUAGACUAUAAUAUAUCCACGGUGAAUCUCAUUACCGAAACUGACUUGACGGAGGAAUCACCUGUAAAGACCGGAAACAAUACAAACACGACGAGUACAAGCACAACAAGGAAGAAGGCACCUACAUCGCCUAGCAGUAAUGAAUCCGCUAUAGAAAACUACAACGAGUCACCUACGUUGCCAGCAUCGUCAGCUUGGGACUUUGAUACCUCCGAUAGUAAUAACAACAUACCACCUCAACUUCCCACAAUUAUACCAGAUCCGCAACCUAUAGUGCUACAUGGUGAUAGUAGUACUGACACUGGGCCCCCGCCACAACGCCAAUCCUCCUUCUUCGGACGCGACGUAUCAACCACAUCAUCACCCCGCCUAUCAAACGGCAUACCCAACGGCCGUCGCUCAUCAGCACUUGCAAACGGACGGUCUAGCAGCCAUCACCACAACGCACUCGCAAGCCCGCUAUCCAAUACCCCGAACGACAACGCAGAGAACGACCAAUCUGAGCCACCAUCGCGAGGUCGUCCGUCGCGACUCAUAUGGAUGGCAUGGCGUCUCUUCCUGCUUCUCGAAACACUGACAUUCGGAGCAUUAAUAGGCAUUGGUGGCGCUGCAUUGUAUGUAGAUCAGGCUCAGACGUGUGAUGUCAGAUUGUAUCAGUUCUUGCAGGCGGUUGUGUCGUUUCUGGUUAUGCAGACGGGGUGUGGGAUUGCGUUGUUGGUUGGAUUGCCGUGGGAAUCUCGCUGGACUUGGUAUAAUCAUCGGAGGAUUCGGAUCUCAACUAUAAUAUGGCUGUUCUCUAUAGUAGUGCUGUUGGGACAGACUAUUAUGAUACCCGUGGGAUUUACGUUUGUUAAGCUUGUCAAUCUGGAAUGUAUACCUACUAUGCAGCGGACUAUAGAUGCUGUCUUCUUAAUAUCUUUAAUAUCUGCCUGUGCUUUUGUCAUAGUGUCGCUACCCUUAUGUUGUGUGCCAUGUGUAUUCGCAUUCGCCGAAGUGCCCGAAUACCGCGGAAUAAGUCCUCGUGCUCUGGAUAGACUCGAAACAGUGACCUUCCCAGCUCCAAGCACAACAUCAUCUUCAGCAGUAGUCGGUGCCGCAGUAGCAGCAGCAGCAGGCAGUACGUCGUCAGUAGACGGAUCGAUUUCGGGAGGGAUACCGUCGUGUGCUAUAUGCUUGGAGGUUAUGACGGAGGGGAAGAAGUUGCCGUGUGGACAUAUGUAUCAUAAGCAUUGUCUCAGUGGUUGGGUAGAUGAGCAUCGUAGCUGGUUUUGCAAGCUGUUAUGUCGAUUCUUGGGUUUUGCAGACAGUAGGAUGCAGCGUUGGGCUGCCGUUGGGGCUCCAUAUUUGGCAAAUAGUCCAGUAAGAUCCAUUGAUGCUACUAGGCAAGCUGUGAUCGACGAUACCCUUACCUCUCAAACAACUCAAAGUUCGGACGCAAGCAUAAACGCUGUUGCCUCAACCACAAUCCACGUCACCGAAUUCACAGGUUACCUGGACGUCGAAACCUUAAUAGAAUUCUAUCCGGAUCUAUUUGAAUUGGAUAUACCAUACGGAGCAGAUGAUUGCUUUGUGCUCGACGUUGCAACACGUUUGCUCAAACUCGAAUACCUGAACGGGAAUAACCGGGUCAUGACGCUUGGACUGGCACGGUAUAUAGCUGCGCUACGAAGACCAAUAGGUUUACGACGUGCUUGA